CAGGCAUGGACAGCCAGCCGGGCCGGGGCUGCGGACCGCCGGCGCCCGCCCGCCCUGCUCGCGGCUUAGCGGCUCCGCGGCCCGGGCGGGGGUUCUGGCUUCUCGGCCCGCCGGGGCGGCCCCGGCCGACGGAGCCCACUCGGCAGCCUCCUUCCGGGCCGCGCGGCCGGCGCAUCCCAAAGAAGCGGCGGCGGGUCGAGGGCCCAUGCUCGGCGGGGCAGCCCGCUCCGGGCCGAGCGAGCCGGACCGCGAGCCCGAGGGCGGGGGAGCGCGAGCGCAGUGUGGGGCCCGGGCUGGAGGCUGGUGCAGGCCCAGCUGCUGUUGUGUCUUUUCCUUGAUUUGCUUUUUUUUCCUGCCUGUGUCAUUUCCUUCCCUUUGCUCACACAGGCUGGCCUGUGAGAGUUCCCGGGGCUUGCUCUCGAGCCCUGUGCGCGCCCCAGCGCAGGGGGGAGGGCGUGCAGGGAGAUAGGUUGGGAGGUGAUUAAAACGGCAAUCACUGUUAUCAACCGCGCGGUUGAGAAAUGCGAGCUGCGCGCAGAUUGCUGGAGGUUAGGAAUUGGUCGCGGGCUGCCACUUAUAAUACACAUCCUACCUUUCGAAAAAUCUAGUAGUGUUUUACAUCCAUUAUUUUAAUCUAACUGUAUCCCUGAAAUUAUGUAACUUUUGAAAGAGAGAAACAUUCACUACACAAAAGAAUCUCUAUGAAAUCAUUUCCUUUUUAAUCGAUAUUUGUAACUUCUGUUGUGAAGAUGUAAUCUAAGAAAAGCUUUUAAUGUCUUCCACACGCAGCAUUUGAACUGAAUUAUAUUUCAUGUCCUUUUUGGUAAUUUACCAAAUGACUAUUGGACUAGAUUAAGUAGCAAAUAACAUUUUAGAUGUACUUUGCUUCUCUUGUUGGAUCAGUUAUUUUGAUACUGUUGUUUGCAAUGGCAAGUUUUGUAAAGUAUUUGGUAUUGUCAUAAAUAAUCAAGGGGUAAAAGUCAGUAAAAAGAUCAUUUGCACGACCAUUGAUUGCAUCUGUGAAGAGGGAACGUUAAUAUUUGAUUUGCCCUAUAGCAAGGUCAAGUCGUUUCUGUAGGGGGUUAAAUGUUUGCUGUGUCACAUGGGGCAGAUAUUCUUUUGCGGCCCAUCUUUACACUCUGGCUUUGAAUGAAUUACCUUGUUCUGUUCCAUACUGCCCCUCAUACAGUAAGAGAUGGGUUUGUUCAUUUGUUGGGCUUACUGUUUCCUUCCCAUGCUUUACUUCAGAAGUGCUUGCUUUUCUGGGAAAAGUCUGUGACAGUAAGCAGAAAAGGAACCCAGUGAGGCCUGGUAUUUAAAUACAUAAUUCACCAAAUACUCAUUGAACAUUUACUAUAAAUGGGGAACAUAAUUCUUCUUGUCCUCCCCAGGUUUCAUACAUUUAUUUUGUGUUCUGGAAUUUGAUGAUUGAACUAAAUCUUUGAAUUGAUUUGUGAGCCUACACUUGCUAUAAUCUUUCUAAGUCUUUCCUUUUUGUCCUGCGGGGACAGUCUUAAGUCCCAAAGGGUAGUGUGAAAUACUUGAGGGUGUGCAGACCUACUUCCCACUUUCUCAACUGCUAAAUCAGUUAGAGUGUCCAGAUGCGUUGACUACAUUGCAUCCCUAGAAAUAAAAUAGAUGUCAGCCUGUUUUCACAUUUCAAGAUAUUUUCAGGGGCUUCCCUGGUGGUGCAGUGGUUGAGAGUCCGCCUGCCGAUGCAGGGGAUGCGGGUUCGUGCCCCGGUCCGGGAGGAUCCCACAUGCCGUGGAGCGGCUGGACCCGUGAGCCAUGGCCGCUGAGCCUGUGCGUCCGGAGCCUGUGCUCUGCAACGGGAGAGGCCACAACAACGAACAGGAGGCAUUGAACUCAAUCAUGAAGGAUCUGGUGGCCCUCCAGAUGAGCCGACGUCCCCGGGUGCCUGGAUAUGAGACCAUGAAGAACAAAGAAACGGGUCACCCAAAUAGGCAGAAAAAACACAACAGCAGCAGCUCAGCCCUUCUGAACAGCCCCACAGUAACUACAAGCUCAUGUGCAGGGGCCAGUGAGAAAAAGAAAUUUUUGAGUGACGUCAGGAUCAAGUUCGAGCACAACGGGGAGAGGCGAAUUAUAGCAUUCAGCCGGCCUGUAAGAUAUGAAGAUGUGGAGCACAAGGUGACGACAGUGUUUGGGCAGCCUCUUGAUCUACAUUACAUGAACAAUGAGCUCUCCAUCCUGCUGAAGAACCAAGAUGAUCUUGAUAAAGCAAUUGAUAUUUUGGAUAGAAGCUCAAGCAUGAAAAGCCUUAGGAUAUUGCUGCUGUCCCAGGACAGAAAUCAUACCAGUUCCCCUCCCCACUCCGGGGUGUCCAGGCAGGUGCGAAUCAAAGCUUCCCAGUCUGCGGGAGACAUAAAUACCAUCUACCAGCCCCCUGAGCCCAGGAGCAGGCACCUCUCUGUCAGCUCCCAGAACCCCGGCCGAAGCUCGCCUCCCCCUGGCUACGUGCCUGAGCGGCAGCAGCGGAUUGCCCGACAGGGGUCCUACACCAGCAUCAACAGCGAGGGGGAGUUCAUCCCAGAGACCAGCGAGCAGUGCAUGCUGGAUCCCCUGAGCAGUGCUGAAAAUUCCUUGUCAGGAAGCUGCCAAUCCUUGGACAGGUCCGCAGACAGCCCAUCCUUCCGGAAAUCGCGAAUGUCCCGAGCCCAGAGCUUCCCAGACAACAGACAGGAAUUCUCGGAUCGGGAAACUCAGCUCUAUGACAAAGGGGUCAAAGGUGGAACCUACCCCCGGCGCUACCACGUGUCCGUGCACCACAAGGACUACAAUGACGGCAGAAGAACAUUUCCCCGAAUACGGCGUCAUCAAGGCAACCUGUUCACCCUGGUGCCCUCCAGCCGCUCCCUGAGCACAAAUGGCGAGAACAUGGGCCUGGCGGUGCAGUACCUGGACCCCCGAGGGCGCCUGCGGAGUGCGGACAGUGAGAACGCCCUCUCUGUGCAGGAGAGGAACGUGCCAACCAAGUCUCCCAGUGCCCCCAUCAAUUGGCGCCGGGGGAAGCUCCUGGGCCAGGGUGCCUUUGGCAGGGUCUAUCUGUGCUAUGAUGUGGACACAGGACGAGAACUUGCUUCCAAGCAGGUCCAGUUUGACCCAGACAGUCCUGAGACAAGCAAGGAGGUGAGUGCACUGGAGUGUGAGAUCCAGUUGCUGAAGAACUUGCAGCACGAGCGCAUAGUGCAGUACUAUGGCUGCCUGCGGGACCGUGCCGAGAAGACUCUGACCAUCUUCAUGGAGUACAUGCCGGGGGGCUCAGUGAAAGACCAGUUGAAGGCCUACGGAGCUCUGACAGAGAGUGUGACCCGAAAAUACACCCGGCAGAUCCUGGAGGGCAUGUCCUACCUGCACAGUAACAUGAUUGUUCACCGGGACAUCAAGGGAGCCAACAUCCUCCGAGACUCUGCUGGGAAUGUGAAGCUGGGGGACUUUGGGGCCAGCAAGCGCCUGCAGACCAUCUGCAUGUCAGGCACGGGCAUGCGCUCGGUCACUGGCACACCCUACUGGAUGAGCCCUGAGGUGAUCAGCGGUGAGGGCUACGGAAGGAAGGCAGACGUGUGGAGCCUGGGCUGCACUGUGGUGGAGAUGCUGACAGAGAAACCACCUUGGGCAGAGUAUGAAGCCAUGGCCGCCAUUUUCAAGAUUGCCACCCAGCCCACCAAUCCUCAGCUGCCCUCCCACAUCUCUGAGCACGGCCGGGACUUCCUGAGGCGCAUUUUUGUGGAGGCCCGCCAGAGACCUUCGGCCGAGGAGCUGCUCACACACCAGUUUGCACAGCUCGUGUACUGAGCUCUCAAGGCCACGCUGUUGCUGGCCGCCCCCUGCUGCAUGGGCGAGGGGCUGCUGUGGGGCUCAGCAAAAUUGCUGCUUCUCCCAGGCAAGGCUGUGGACCAUGGAGCUGCAGUCCAGCCAGCGUUGUCUGUGCCCUUCUGCUGCUGGGGCCCAGAGCCAGGUAGGGUGGCUGCAGCCUCACGGACUGGGAGCCCCCAGCCUGCCAGACCUGAAGCUCCAGCAUCCUAAGCUCAGCCUGGAGGGGAAGGGGCUAGCAACAGCGUGCGAGGCGCCGUGGGCCCCGUCCUUGGCACUGUGUCCUGACACCACGGUCAGCACCAGACCCCCGGGAGUCUGGGGGCACAGGAUGGACACGAGGGUCUGAAUAGUGUUACUUUCAUUCAGAGUGUUAUUUUGUUUCUCCUCCCCAUGUCUGGAGACCACCAGGGCAUCUCUGGGCUGGAUGAGCCCACCCACACCUGAGGUAAAGCCCAGCAUCCCGCAGCCAAUGGAAAGCGGAGGCCUGGGCUGCACUCCCCCUGGAGCCCCAGGCCAGCUUGCCAGUCCCUUUCCUUUACCAAAGAUGAAUGAAGCAAAUGUUAUGCUGCCUUAUUCAGGGAAGGAGGAGCCUGUCCUGCCUGCCCCCAUGACCCUGACCCCCUCCCACCCUCAAGCAGGGGCCUGAGAUGUGGAACUGCCCCCACUGAGAGGGAGACCCAGUUUUGUCAAUGCAAUUGUCUCUGUUUUACAAGUUGGAGUCACUCUUAUGCUGUACCCAGUUUCUAAACGGAGACUUCGUGUGCCCUCUGGGCUCUGAGUACCCCUGCUCUGGGCUUGGGCCUUGGGCCAGAUUGGAAAGAGCUGAAGGUCAUGGCCUUUGUGCUCCUGGCCUGGCACCUGUUCCCCUCCUGGGGCAGAAAGGACGAUGGACAACACAGUGAAGGCAUCUGAGCCAGCUGGCUACCCUGAGUGGGCCGUUCAGGGCAGCCAGGGGAGUCGUAUCAGGCUGUCUGCGGGUUACGACCUGCUAGGCCAGAGCUCUCUAUGAUGCCACCAACUGUGUCCCAAACUGCAAAGCUCUGUUCCUCCUUGGCCAGCCUUGCUCAUCCCCAUGAGGUCUCAGCCUCUUUCCCUUGUUGCUCCUAUGGGGGAGGAAUGGCAGCAGGGGUCAGGGAGCCAGUAUCUCCAAGCAGCUUAGAGUUGGCCUUAUUUACCUCAGCCUGGGCGCUGGUCCUUUCUUCCGGCCCCUCCCCUCCAAAAAUGUGCCUAUUGCUAGAGCUCCUCCCUCUCCAACACCCAGUUUCCUUGGGAGUUGUCAUUAAAGGAAAAAAAAAAAAAAAAAAAGCCAGUGCCCAGGGAUGGGUGUCUCCAAGGAGCUGGGGAUUAGUGCCAGGCAGCUCAUUGCCAGCCUUGCCCACUUCCCCAAGGGCACCAGAACAAGCCAAAGCCUUCGUUGUAUGUUGACGAUGCACUUUUAUGAAUGUAGUUUCUAUCGCUGUUUUUAGCCUUUUCACAUCAUGUAAUGUGAGGCCUUGUACUUGUUAAUUUAUAUCUCAGAUCAUAUUUGAUGGUUUUUAUAUAUAUCAAUUCUAGACUGUUACAGGUGAUGGACGCCUCAAGAGAGAGAAGAGAAAAUGAAAGCAGCUGGUUUUGCAGGAAUGUGUGUUGCACGGUGCCAGUUGGGCCUGGGCCCCUGUUUCCAUCCUUUUCCCCCAGGGGCCUCUGUCAGGCACCCCCAGGCGGGCGCUCUGAAGAUAGUGAGCAUGUGCUCCUGCCUCCCUCCACCUUGGCUCUUGGCCCAGGGUGGGGACUGGCCCCUUGCCUCGACCAAAGCUGCCGAGCGGCAGCUCGGCCUCUCCACGACCCCGUCCUGAUGGCUGUAGCACUCUUCUUGGGCCCACACCCCCGCCCCCAGUCCCUGACCCCCGCCAGGAAACGGCGUGGUGCCGGUGCCGACAAGAUGAGACGACUCUGUGUCCCAGGUUCAGGCUCUCACAGAGCCCCACCCCCCCCCGGGGUCUUGCCGCACAGGGAAUGUUUUUAAAAAUGAAUUUGCGAACAAGCCAACAAAUCCUACACUCCAAAAAACCACGACCCUGAUUUUUUGUGUGCCAAAAACUGUGGACAUGCUGGCUCAGCAUCCUCAGGACCAAGCUGUUGCUUAAUUUUAAUUUAUUGUUUUUUUAUUAAAUAAUCCAGAUGAAAAGUUGUGGGGCCUAGGAUGGCCUGGCCCAAAGGAUCUGAAGGGCCGUCUCCUAGCAGCCCCAGGCUGGCUGUGGGAAGGGCCUGCCACCACUUGCUCAUCAACCCGUGGGGUAUGUCAGCCUUGGCCAGCCCGACACGGAGAGGCCAGGGCUGGGGACAGUCCACACUCCACCACCCUCCUGCCCACCCCAGCUCUGUGUGUCUGAAUUGUGGAUCGUGCAGAAGAACCUGCAGCCAUAGUUAUUUUGACUAUAUCUUGACCGAGGGCUUGCAGUGCAAAGCCAGGCCAGUGUCGUGCAUUACUUACAAUAAAAGGGAUCAUUUAUACCCAA
This is a messenger RNA of Orcinus orca (killer whale), 6335 nucleotides long. It is a transcript of the gene MAP3K3, whose product is annotated as mitogen-activated protein kinase kinase kinase 3. The transcript has 17 exons. Gene Ontology annotation, molecular function: protein kinase activity; protein binding; ATP binding. The coding region runs from base 1789 to 3816 and encodes 675 amino acids. The record is from RefSeq and is a predicted model, not a curated record. Lineage: Eukaryota; Metazoa; Chordata; Mammalia; Artiodactyla; Delphinidae. Gene Ontology annotation, biological process: protein phosphorylation.